AAAACAGGUCUGGGCUGCAAAAGUAUGGCAGCUGCUGAGGCGGCGGUGGUAUCGUCGUCAUCCUUGAAACCAGCUACAACCCCAGUCCCCGAAAGUGCAGGAAUGGCUGCAGCCACGGCCGCCACAUCCUCAGCGAUGGCUGCAGCCGCGGCGGUUGCGGCCAGGACCGGAUCCGAAGCCAGGGUCUCCAAGCCCGCGUUGGCUACUAAGCUGCUGUCCCUGAGCGGCGUGUUCGCCGUGCACAAGCCCAAAGGGCCCACUUCAGCCGAGCUGCUGAAUCGGCUGAAGGAGAAGCUUUUGGCAGAAGCUGGAAUGCCUUCUCCAGAAUGGACCAAGAGGAAAAAGCAGACUUUGAAAAUUGGGCAUGGAGGGACUCUAGACAGUGCAGCCCGAGGAGUCCUGGUGGUUGGAAUUGGAAGGGGAACAAAACUGUUGACCAGUAUGUUGUCAGGGUCCAAGAGGUAUAUUGCCACUGGUGAACUGGGGAAAGCUACUGACACGCUAGAUUCUACAGGGAAAGUAACAGAAGAAAAACCUUACGAUAAAAUAACACAGGAAGAUAUUGAAGGCAUUCUACAGAAAUUUACUGGGAAUAUAAUGCAAGUACCUCCUCUCUAUUCUGCAUUAAAGAAAGAUGGACAGAGACUUUCAACUUUGAUGAAGAGAGGUGAAGUAGUAGAAGCAAAACCUGCCAGGCCAGUUACCGUGUACAGUCUUUCCCUUCAAAAAUUCCAGCCACCAUUUUUCACAUUAGAUGUUGAAUGUGGAGGAGGUUUUUAUAUCAGAAGCUUGGUCAGUGACAUUGGCAAAGAACUGUCUUCCUGUGCCAAUGUGCUAGAGCUGACCCGCACCAAACAGGGACCCUUUACACUGGAGGAGCACGCCCUUCCCGAAGACAAAUGGACAAUUGACGACAUUGCACAGUCUCUUGAGCAGUGCUCAUCCCUUCUCCCAGCAGAGACGGCACUUAAAAAAUCAAAACCUGAGGAGUCUAAUGAGCCAGUUUUGAGCUGUCUUGUUCUCUGAGCACCUGAAGGAGGUGAGACUGGGGGAGAAGCAGGUCUGGAAAUCCGGAGGAUGUUGAGAAGUGCCUGUGCUGGCUUGAGAAGUGUUAUAUUCAGGAGUUGCCGUUGGGUUGGUCUCAAAGGAGAGAUGGAGGCUGAAGAGCUGAGAUUCUUCAAUGUGUGACGGAUGUUCGUGGGCUAGGAUCAGGUCAUCCUUCUAGGGAGAGUGUAGAUGGAGAAGCUGAAUGACUUCUGAGUCCUUAGUCAUCCCAAAUCAGGCCGAUGUGGUAGAAGGAAGCCUGGGGAGAAUGAAGGGGGUACUGGUCAGUGCUAAUGAGAGAACUGGUCAGGUCAGAGCCAGUGAUCACCGAACCUGGAGAACUUGAGUUUGUUGGUCAUCUUGAAAAGAGUAGGUUCAGAGACCAUUUGAAAUUAUUUGUAAUUGCAUUAUUCUGGGCCAAAUGACCAGAAAAACAACCAAUACUUACUGAGCAGUUACUGCAUGCCCCGCUCUGUAUUAUUCCCACUGAGGUCUCCCAGCAGCCCUCUAAGAUAAGUACCAUAUCCCCAUCUUACAGAUGACAACACUGAGGCACAGAGAAAUUAAGUAGUUUGCCUAAGGUUACACCAGCUGAUUAGUGCAGAGCGAAGAUUUGAACCCAGGCACCGUGACCCCAGAGCCCAUGCUCUUAAUUACUAGGCUGAUGCUCACAGAAGAUUGUGUGGGGGC
This is a messenger RNA of Aethalodelphis obliquidens (Pacific white-sided dolphin), 1734 nucleotides long. It is a transcript of the gene TRUB1, whose product is annotated as TruB pseudouridine synthase family member 1. Lineage: Eukaryota; Metazoa; Chordata; Mammalia; Artiodactyla; Delphinidae. Gene Ontology annotation, cellular component: nucleus. The transcript has 9 exons. The coding region runs from base 25 to 1026 and encodes 333 amino acids. The record is from RefSeq and is a predicted model, not a curated record. Gene Ontology annotation, molecular function: pseudouridine synthase activity; RNA binding. Gene Ontology annotation, biological process: tRNA modification; mRNA pseudouridine synthesis.